GCAACAUCGCCGCGGAGGCUGCGAGAGAAGCUGACAGCGCGGAGCUGGCGCUGCCGAGCGCAGGAAGCCGUGCCGGUUCCUUCAGCCGGCGUCUGCGAGGACAGUGGCUUCUGACCCGCUCGGGUUAGGGGAUUUGCACAGACGUGAAGCAAUGCUUGUGAUUCUGCGGCUCCUCAAAACAUUGAGAAGUAUGGAUGAGUCAUCCGGGCAAGGUGUCAUUCUCCUGUAAUUGGAAUAUUGCGAUGGACCGACUGUGUCCCAAGCCUGGAGCCGUAUGGGGAAGUGGAAACCUAUCCAUCCACAUCCCCUCUUAGGCAUCACCUUUGAGAGAAGAUGAACCUAACAGCUGAGGCGCAGGAUCUGCUCUCCUAAUUAGAACAUCAUUAGCAUCUUGAAAAAGCAUUUCCCGAAAUCCCACCCGUAACACAUUACUCCAGUGGCCCACCCCGCCCCCUUUUCUAAAAGAUGAUUAUAUCUCCCUUCUAUCUGCACACCCUGUUUUGUCCCCACCCCCCACCCCCAGUGGAAUCUUCCCAGAGUCUAAUCUUUCUCUUGGAUUCCAAAUCAUGUCCCCUUGGGCAGAGGUCUUGGCCUUCUGCUGCUAUUUCUUUAAAUUGAUCUCCAGCCGAAUUCCGAAUGUAAAGGUCAGCAGGCGAGGAAAUGGCACUUCUAAUAGAAAACAAUGUGCACUUUCUAAAUUUGAACCAAGCCGUUUCCGCUCUUUGAUUUAAGUGACUUCCUGGGGUUCCGUGUCAGGCCCUGCAGUUGAAUCUCUGGCAGGAUUCCAGCUUAAAAUUGCACUCUCUCAGUGAAAUUAGAAACUGAUCCAGGGUUGGCUUAGCUAUUCUAGUAAAUAGCAUUUAGGCGGAAUGUUCAGCUCAGCACUUGGAAAUGGGCGAUGUGAGUGCCCCUGGAGAGGAUUUCCCAUCCAAGUUGUCAGACGCUCACCUACCCCUGGGUUAUUAGCCGCUGGAGGUUGCUGCUCUUAGAAGUGCUGGUAAUAAGUUAAUAUCCUGGACGUGCAGGCAUCAGAUACGGCCCUUCCUUCUCUUGUGACUGAAAUAAAGGCUUGUGUUUAUCCAGCUGAUAAACCUGACGGGAGCACACAGGGGCUGUCUCUCGUGGUCACCACAUCCUCAGCACAGUGCUUGGCUCGCUGUGCUUCACUGUGUUCAGGAAACCCACACUGUGGCGCUCUGGGAGGGCGAUAAAGUACGGAGCACUUGCUGUAUGCCAGGCAAGACGUUAGGGACUGGAUGUCCAUUUUCCCAUGUAAUCCUCACGGGAACCCAUUUUAUAGUUGGCAAAACUAAGGCAUAGAGGCUAAAGAACCUCAUUCGUGGCAACACUGUUAGGCACAGGAGGGAGGAUUCGAACUGGGAUCUGAUUCCAGAGCCCGUGUUUAUCACCAUCGAGCGAUCUGUCUUAAAUGAGGAGCAUGGUUCCCAGGGACUACAAGAAUGAACUCAGGUUUGAGUCCUGGUUCUGCUACUGAUCGUUUUGUGCCAUUAUGGGCCAAUUACUUUGAACAUUAGGUUCCUGUGACUAGAACAGGGGUAAUAAUAGUAGGAAUGUUUCAAGGUUAUUGUGAAGAGUCAGUGACUUGAUAGUCAUGGUACUUGUAAAGAGCUAAAUAAGUGUAAUUCCUACCACUUACCAUUACUGUUGUUGUCAUUAUUAAUCAUCUAAGCCUUAAUUCUGGAGAUUCCGCCAAAGGAAACCAGUUCCCACUUCAUUUGGGCUCCCAAGCACCUGAUGGGGACGGGGGUAUUAACAGGCCAAACACUGACGCCUGGAAUCCAUUCUCUCUUCCUCCCCCCACCCCCAGGGCCCCUAGAAGCCUGUUUCUCAGUGCUGUCCAGGACCUCCAGCCCCAUGGAGCCCCCGAUCCCACAGACCGCCCCCUUGACUCCCAGCUCAGUCAUGGUCCAGCCCCUUCUCGACAGCCGCGUGCCCCACAGCCGGCUCCAGCACCCACUCACCAUCCUCCCCAUCGACCAGAUGAAGACCAGCCACGUGGAGAACGACUACAUCGACAACCCUGGCCUGGCGCCCCCCGCCGGCCCCAAGCGGACCCGGGCUGGGGCCCCGGAGCCGGCCUCCACGCCUGCCCGCUGUGACCAGGACGCCACCCACCACUGGAUCUCCUUCAGUGGCCGCCCCAGCUCCGUGAGCAGCAGCAGCAGCACGUCCUCCGACCAGCGGCUCUUAGACCACAUGGCGCCGCCCCCCGUGGCUGACCAGGCCUCCCCGAGGGCUGUGCGCAUCCAGCCCAAGGCCAUCCACUGCAAGCCGCUGGACCUCAAGGGGCCCGCAGCGCCUCCCGAGCUGGACAAGCACUUCCUGCUGUGCGAGGCCUGCGGGAAGUGCAAGUGCAAGGAGUGCGCGGCGCCCCGGACGUUGCCCUCGUGCUGGGUCUGCAACCAGGAGUGCCUGUGCUCCGCCCAGACCCUGGUCAACUACGGCACCUGCAUGUGCCUGGUGCAAGGGGUCUUCUACCACUGCACCAACGAGGACGAUGAGGGCUCCUGUGCCGACCACCCCUGCUCCUGCUCCCGCUCCAACUGCUGCGCCCGCUGGUCCUUCAUGGGCGCCCUCUCCCUGGUGCUGCCCUGCCUGCUCUGCUACCUGCCCGCCACCGGCUGCGUGAAGCUGGCCCAGCGCGGCUACGACCGCUUGCGCCGCCCCGGCUGCCGCUGCAAGCACACGAACAGCGUCAUCUGCAAGGCGGCCGCUGGCGACGCCCAGGCCAGCAGACCCGACAAGCCUUUCUGACAUUUGGGUCGAAGCCCCCGGCGCUCCCCUGGGAACUGGGUUCCCUCCUGACACCUGAGAAGACUGCAGCGAGGCCAGAGGUUCUGGCAUCAGAGGUGACCUUGCCAGGCUGCCACCCCAGCUUCGGAAGAAACAGAGACCCCCCCACCCCCCACCCCCCUCACCCAGUCUUCCCCAAGAGGAAGCGGCAGCACUGUGGGUUUUUUGCGGGUCCUGGAACUUGGCGUGAAACAGACAGCGGCAGGGGCAUGGUGUGCCUCGGGGUGGUGGGGGGAAGAUUCUUCUUUUCCAGAAGACAGAUGUGGCCACAUAGCCGGAAGUUGCAGCUGCUUGACUGCCUUCCCAGCUCUCCCUCCUCCCUCCCUGCCUCCCCCCUUUCCCAUUCUUUUUAGCUGCCUGGGAGGAACCCGUAACAGAGUGGCCAAGGGACCUUUGAAGACAACCGUGCAGUCUUGAUGGCUGUAUCUUUUCUCCUCCCCGACCCCACGGCUUGCCUGACAUCCUGGGGAAGGUGUGGACCCUGGCUGGCAGUCCCUGUUGUAUAUACUUGGGAGCCCUUGAGAAGAGAGGUCGGCCAGCGAGUCCAGGCCUCGCUCCCUCUCUCUGUCUCCUGGAGCCUCGGAUGGAUUCAGGAGCCACUACACAGAGCACCUCUCCCUUCCAGCUCCAUCCCUCGCGGGGUUGUUGCGCUCUUAACACCGUCCUGCGGCUCUCACUGAGUCACAGACUCGCCUGCCUGCUUCUUGUCCUGAGUUCUCUCCACCCAGAUCCUUCCCAGAAACUUGAUGGGUCGAGAAGCCCAGGGCGGCAAAUGCAAGACCAAAUACCAUUUUGCCAAUGAGUCUGAGGCUGUGGUCUCUGGACCCGGUCAUUGUGUUUUUAUAGAGUCGUUAAACCAGAUGCUAACGGUGUUUUAGAAAAUAAUAAUCAAACACUUGCUUCCUUUUGGGCCACCCCCAGGAAGGGCUGAUUUCAAAAUCUGGGGGGGCGAGCAACCUUAAGGAACACAACCCCCCUCCCCACCAAGAAGAGGAUUUUAACAGCAAAGAAGAGAGACAGCACCUCGCGUUGGCAGAGGGACAGUGGAGCCGAGAUGGGUGCCGGUUUCUUCUCUUCUGAUUCUGCUGCUUGCUGUCAUGGCCUUUGAUGUACAGUGAUGUGUCUGUAUCUUUAAUGUAAAUAGACAGAGGAUGGAAAAGAAGAGUCUAUUUUAGUGUUAGGAAGCCCUGGUGGGGGAGUCAGAAGAAUGCGGGUGGGGGGAAGAUUCUCCAGGGGCUUCUUGGGGUUGAGCCCUGCUUCUGUGCAUGGCCACGCCACCCCCUCCCGACAGCCCCCCAAGACGUAGCAACUCUUUCUCUCAAGGUGCUAAAGAACUCGGAAAGUGCAGCACGUCCGGUGGGUAGGUACUUGUUGCAUGCAGACGCUGUCGUGUCUGGUCCUUCUCCCUAGUGUUGUGCGGGGUUCUUGCUUCAUGUGGUAUUUUGUGUCCCCCUCUACCCUCUCCCACAAGAGGAAGUGGCCUGGGUCAGAAAAGCCACCCCAGGGGAAACUGGAAGUGCAGUAGGUGUAGAGCGCUUGUCGCAUUUCCAGUUUGUCCUGGAGGAACACAAACGGCCUCCAGGAAGGAUGCGAGGAGGCACGUAGCUGUGAUUGGGUGCACCCAGCGCUUCUCGAGAAACGUCCCCUCCCCCUUGAAGACUAGUAGUAACAUCUUAUGAUUUUAGAAUAAGUUAAUUGUAACCAUAGGUAUUUAUUGAUGGGUGGAGAGGAGGGGAGGGUCUUAUUAUUUUUAAAAGGCUUUAUUUAUAUAACAUUUGCUAGCUUGUAAAAGGCAAAUAGGAAAUACUGCAUCUGCGUUUUCUAUGGCUGAUUCACGUAGCUACCCGUGCCACAGUCGGGAUGGAUGUAUGGAUCUUGCACAAAUGGAGGGGAUGGUAGGGAAAAAACACAUUCAGCCAACCACUUACGCUAAUUGAAUGUAUCAGACGUGUACUGAAGACUGGAGGUGUUUUCCUCAGAAUAGGUUACCCCUAAAACGAGAGGGCACACCUCCGCUCUUGGGGAGGCCUCGGAAUGUUCCCAGAGCCCCUCCCUCAGAUGUCUCCAUGGGAAACUUGACCCGGUGGCAAGUUGCACUUUGGUGAUGGUGUUCUGCACACCCGUUCUGUGGAGAAUUGAUUUAUAUAAGCUGUGUAUACACACACACCUACCCACCCACCCUCUCUCUACAUAGACCCUGUUUCUGGCAAACAGCCUCCUGAACCCUGACUUUUUGUGUACAUAGUUGUAAACAGAUUUUUCUGGAUUUUGGUUUUCUUUUUCCUUUUUUCUCCCCUGUUUUGGCUUACUCUUGAGUUUGCAUUUAACCUGCUAGAUGGAUGUCUGCAGAGCUCUCGGUGUCCUGUGUGCUCCGGGGGGGAGGGAAGGAGCGGACAGCCUGGUCCCUCGCCCAGCUCUGUUGCAUUGCAGUCCCUCAGCAUGUUUUUUCUCGGCUUCUUGGAAAAACAAACACAAGAAAACUGGCUUGCUGUGGACCAGUCAGGAGCCACCAAGGGACCCAGCUCUCAGUAAAAGGACACAUUCCUGGGGCCGCUCCGGCUGAGAGUGUUUCCUGUCACCCAUGGCUUGCUUGGCUAAAUUAGUCCUCGUCUUGAUCUUUUUUGAGAAAUGCCAGCUGGUUUCCACGUCUCUUCAACCUGGAGUGGGUGGUGGUUCUGCCUGGAGGUGGGGGCACAAGCCUGGGUCCAGGACACUCGUCCUAGGGGGCCUUGGUGCUCCCCCCACCCCAAGGGCGGUUUGUGGAAGCCCAACGCUCCAGCAAGCGCCCUGGGAAACGUCUAGGACAGCAAAGCCCUCUCAGGUCCAUGACUGCACAGCCAAGGCUUCGACAGCUGGAAGGAGGCGGAGACCAGUUCCUCCUGACAGAUGGCCACGUGGCUCGCCUGGUCCUCUCAGCGUCCUGAAGUCUGCGUGGGUCCCCGCUGUGCAUCUAGGGGGAGACCUAGACAGACAGUGACUUGUCCAAGGUGGCACAACACGGGAAGUGUUGGUUGGGACCAGCACCCGGAAGCUUGUCACCUUGAAGCUCCAUGUUCUCCCAUGCUGCCCCGGGAGACACCCAGUGGGGUGCGGGCAGCACCACUCCGCACUGUACAAUUCCGUUCCCUAGGGCGUCCCGCCCACGCCCUGGCCUUCCGGCUCCUGCCUUCGGUAAGCAUUUCCAUGCCCUGCUUACUGUGACGGUUGAUGACAAUUCCUGCGCUGCCAUUCUUGCUGUGGGUGACUCCGUGUGGUGUCUGAUCUCGCUUUCGCUUCUCACUGCCGCAGUGUGGUUUCCUGUUACAAACGGGAAAGCUGUCCGAGGUUCCCAUCCCACCGCACCUCUGACUUACUCCCCCACUCACUGUAGCCCCUUCUCACCCCACAACAAAGUUACCACAGAAGGUCCCCUUUGUAUAGAAUAUUUAUUUUGAAGCUCUAUUUUAAUAGUAUUUAUUUUAGAAAGUCUACUAUUGUAAGAGUUCUUCUGUUUGUGAAGAAAAAAAACAAGUUAAAACUGAAUGUACUGAUUUAGAAAAUAUAU
This is a messenger RNA of Myotis myotis, 6358 nucleotides long. RefSeq names its product sprouty RTK signaling antagonist 4 (gene SPRY4). NCBI's taxonomy places the organism in Eukaryota, Metazoa, Chordata, Mammalia, Chiroptera, Vespertilionidae. Bases 1756 to 2775 code for a protein of 339 amino acids. Gene Ontology annotation, biological process: multicellular organism development; negative regulation of fibroblast growth factor receptor signaling pathway; negative regulation of MAP kinase activity. The transcript is spliced from 2 exons. Gene Ontology annotation, cellular component: membrane; cytosol. The record is from RefSeq and is a predicted model, not a curated record.